Molecule: messenger RNA, 2637 nt
Organism: Macrobrachium nipponense
Lineage: Eukaryota; Metazoa; Arthropoda; Malacostraca; Decapoda; Palaemonidae
Gene: Nsun2
Product: tRNA (cytosine(34)-C(5))-methyltransferase-like
Exons: 14
Coding region: 99-2261 (720 amino acids)
Biological process (GO): tRNA methylation
Cellular component (GO): cytoplasm; nucleus
Molecular function (GO): tRNA binding; tRNA (cytidine-N5)-methyltransferase activity
Source: RefSeq, a predicted model, not a curated record
ACUACCAUUUCUGCAAACAUUGCGUUAACCGAAAGGUCGAGGAGUAAACACGUUGCAACUUACUUUGAGCUUCAGUUCAUUUCCCAUUUUCUUGAGUUAUGGGAAAGAAGGGUCGUAAAUUCAACAACAAACGUGGAAAUGGAGGAAAUAAAGUUGAAAAACCAAAGAAAGAGAGACCUAAGACGGACUAUGUUGAAGUGGUUCGAGAAAACUUAGAUUUUGAAAAAUAUUACAAGGCUCAGAAAAUUGUUCCUGAGAAUGAAUGGAAUGACUUCAUAUCCUGUAUGAAGGAGAAUUUGCCUGCUGCAUUUAGAAUUACUGGUACCAAGAAAAUGGCUCAGGCAUUGUUACAUGUCAUGCAGAAAACAUUUUUUGAGCCAUUAUCGCAACUGACACCUCCAGAACUUACAGCCGAGGAAAUUGCUGCUGGAGAGGAACCCAUUAAGCCUCUUAAGCCAAUGUGCUUACCAUGGUAUCCAGACAAUCUUGCAUGGCAACUUAACCUGACAAGAAGAGAUAUACGCCGCUGUGAAGCAUAUUGGCAGUUGCACCAGUUUUUAAUCUCAGAAACAGAGACUGGUAAUAUUUCACGCCAAGAAGCUGUCAGUAUGAUACCACCUAUAGUGUUAGGUGUUGAGCCACACCAUAAGGUCCUUGACCUUUGUGCUGCUCCAGGAAGUAAGACCGCUCAGAUCAUAGAGUUUUUGCAUAGCUCAGAAGAUGAAUUUUUGGCUGCCAUUCCUCCAGGAUUAGUGGUUGCUAAUGAUGCAGACAACAGACGCUGUUACAUGUUGACUCACCAGACAAAAAGGUUGCAGAGUCCCUCCAUCUUGAUCACUAACCAUGAUGCAGCAUUUAUGCCAAAUUUCCAUCAUAGUCGGAAAGAUGGUAGCACUGGACCAUUGAAAUUUGAUAGAAUCCUCUGUGAUGUCCCAUGUUCAGGGGAUGGUACUAUGCGGAAAAACUUUGAUGUUUGGGGCAAGUGGAAUCCUGCUAAUGGUGCAAAUCUUCAUGGACUUCAGUUAAGAAUAGCACGCCGUGGCCUGGAAAUGCUUGCAGUUGGUGGUCGCAUGGUGUACUCAACAUGCUCUCUUAAUCCCCUUGAGGACGAAGCUGUGAUAAAACGACUGUUACUUGAAGCUGAUGGUGCAGUCCAGUUGGUAAACAUUUCAGAGCAGUUGCCAGGCCUUAAGUUUAUGCCUGGUUUAGAAGACUGGAAAAUAAUCAACAGGGAAAUGGAAGAUAUUGACAGCCCUGAAAACAUCCCUCUGAAAAACACUAAUUUAUAUAACAAACAUUUAUUUCCCCCUUCAGCAGAAGAGAGAGAGAAGCUCAGCUUACAUAAAUGUAUUCGAAUCUUGCCUCACCACCAAGAUACUGGAGGAUUCUUUGUUGCCUUACUUGAAAAAGUGAAACCACUUCCUGGGGAAAAGGUGUAUAUAGAAUCUGAUCAACCAGUUGAUAAAAGUGCAUCUGCAGCAAGCACGCAGAGGAUCCGUCAGCCUCCAAAGAAGAAACGGCGGCAGGGUUUCAAGGAAGAACCAUACUAUUAUUUUGAAGAAGAUGAAGUUGUCUGGCCUGGAAUUGACUCAUUUUAUGGAAUCCGCAAAGAUGUUGAUCCUGGUUUGUUUCUAACACGGACCAAAGAAGGGAAGAAGCGGAACCUAUAUUUCACUAACAGUUUAGUAAAGGAUAUUGUGCAGAUGAAUCAAGAUUUCAUUAAGAUCAUUAAUACUGGUGUAAAAGUUUUGGUCCGCAGUGACAACAGAGGUGCAACUUGUGAUUUCAGAUUGGCCCAGGAUGGAUCAGAAGUACUGCUUCCUUUAAUAACUAAAAGGAAAAUAACUGUGACUCAUAGUGAUUUAGUGUCCUUGCUUUUAAAUGAUGAUAUGGAAAUGCCACCUGAAACAGUGACUAUGGACCAAAAGACACAAGAGCAGUGUUCUGAAUUAUGUACAGGAGCAGUUGCCUUCUUGUACCAGGCGGAUGACAGCGUUACAAUCAAAUUCGUUGGAUGGAAGGGCAAAAAAUCUUUACGAGCUUAUGUUGCCAAAAAUGAUCGCAUUCAUUAUUUGAGAUUAUUAGGUGCAGACACUUCUAAAUAUGAAAAAAACAAAUUUGAGCUGCAGAGGAAUCAAAUGGCCAGUAAUCCCCCUGAAACGAAUAAAGAAGGAGAAGAAGAAAUGAUUACUAACCAAGAAUCUGAAGAAGCAGAGUAUUGGAUCCCACAUCUCUCAGGAGCAUCCUCAUCUGUAGCAUAAUAAUCCAAAUGCAUUCCAACCAUAACUCUCAACUUUUGUAGUCACACAUCAGAUAUUUUCUUCAUUUUUUUUGUAAGUUCUGCUACUACAAUGAAUACUGGUAAGGAAGGUAAAAGGGACAGCAGCAGUAUGUCAGUGUAGUAGCUCUUUUGUCUCAGUGUUCCUUAGGACUGCUGUAUAUCUAGUGUUUAUUUUAUAUCAUAUUUAUAUCUUAGUAGAUUACAAAAGAAUUUCAUCAAAUGCGUCAUUUGUGAUGUCAGUACUGUAUACACAAAUUUUUUUGGGAGUUCUUUGUAAUAUAUACUUCAAAUGUGUAUUUAUGAUUUCUUAGUUUGUAAAAUAAUUUCUAUACAGUGCAAAUACAGAAUGUGAUGCU